CCCUGGCUGCACCAUGGCGGAAGCGGAGGAGCAGGAAACCAGGUCGCUUGAAGAGUCUACUGAUGAGUCUGAGGAAGAAGAAAGCGAAGAGGAACCCAAACUGAAGUAUGAAAGGCUCUCCAAUGGUGUCACUGAGAUUCUUCAGAAGGAUGCAGCCAGCUGCAUGACCGUCCAUGACAAGUUUUUGGCACUGGGUACACAUUACGGCAAAGUUUACUUACUUGAUGUCCAGGGGAACAUCACUCAGAAGUUUGAUGUGAGUCCUGUGAAGAUCAGCCAGAUUAGCCUGGAUGAAAGCGGAGAGCACAUGGGCGUGUGCUCAGAGGACGGCAAGGUGCAGGUAUUUGGACUGUAUACUGGAGAAGAAUUUCAUGAGACUUUUGACUGCCCUAUUAAAAUCAUUGCUGUGCACCCACACUUUGUGAGAUCCAGUUGCAAGCAGUUUGUGACCGGAGGAAAGAAGUUGCUGCUGUUUGAACGGUCUUGGAUGAGCAGGUGGAAGUCUUCUGUUCUCCACGAAGGAGAAGGGAACAUAAGAAGUGUGAAGUGGCGAGACCACCUGAUCGCUUGGGCCAACAACAUGGGUGUGAAGAUUUUUGACAUCACUUCAAAGCAAAGAAUCACCAAUGUGCCCCGAGAUGAUAUAAGUCUUCGCCCAGAUAUGUAUCCCUGUAGCCUCUGCUGGAAGGACAAUGUGACACUCAUUAUUGGUUGGGGGACUUCUAUAAAGAUCUGCUCAGUGAAGGAACGGCAUGCCGGUGAAAUGAGAGACUUGCCAAGUCGAUAUGUUGAAAUAGUGUCUCAGUUCGAAAUGGAAUUCUACAUCAGCGGACUGGCACCUCUCUGUGAUCAGUUGGUUGUGCUUUCGUACGUGAAGGAGGUAUCAGAGAAAACGGAUAAAGAAUACUGUGCCAGGCCUAGACUGGACAUCAUCCAGCCACUUCCCGAGACUUGUGAAGAGAUUUCUUCUGAUGCGCUGACAGUCAGAGGCUUUCAGGAAAAUGAAUGUAGAGAUUACCAUUUGGAAUGCGCCGAAGGAGAGCCGCUCUUCUACAUCGUCAGCCCAAGAGAUGUUGUCGUGGCCAAGGAACGAGACCAAGAUGAUCACAUAGACUGGCUCCUUGAAAAGAAGAAAUAUGAAGAAGCUCUGAUGGCAGCUGAAAUCAGCCAAAGAACUAUCAAAAGACAUAAGAUUCUGGAUAUUGGCUUGGCGUAUAUAAAUCACCUGGUGGAAAAAGGAGAGUAUGACAUGGCAGCACGCAAAUGCUUGAGAAUUCUUGGGAAAAAUGCAGCACUCUGGGAAUAUGAAGUGUAUAAGUUUAAAGAAAUCAGACAGCUUAAGGCUAUUAGUCCAUAUUUGCCAAGAGGGGAUCCAGUUCUGAAGCCACUCAUCUAUGAAAUGAUCUUACACGAAUUUUUGGAAAGUGAUUAUGAGGGCUUUGCCACAUUAAUCCAAGAAUGGCCUGGCAGUCUCUACAACACUUCAGUAAUCAUUCAAGCUGUUCGGGAUCACCUGAAGAAAGACGGUCACAACAGAACCUUACUUAAAACCCUGGCCGAACUGUACACCUAUGACACAAACUAUGGCAGUGCUCUGGAGAUAUACUUAACACUGAGACAUAAAGACGUCUUCAAGCUGAUCCAUAAGCACAACCUUUUUAGUUCUAUCAAGGACAAAAUUGUCUUAUUAAUGGAUUUUGAUUCAGAGAAAGCUGUUGACAUGCUUUUGGACAAUGAAGAUAAGAUUUCAAUUAAAAAGGUGGUGGAAGAACUAGAAAACAGGCCAGAGUUGCAGCAUGUGUAUUUGCAUAAGCUUUUCAAGAGAGACCAUCAUAAGGGGCAGUGCUACCAUGAGAAGCAGAUCAGCCUCUACGCGGAAUAUGAUCGCCCGAACCUGCUGCCAUUUCUCCGAGAUAGUACCCACUGUCCACUUGAAAAGGCUCUGGAGAUCUGUCAACAGAGGAACUUUGUGGAAGAGACAGUCUAUCUUCUGAGCCGAAUGGGUAAUAGCCGGAGUGCCCUGAAGAUGAUCAUGGAAGAAUUACAUGAUGUUGACAAAGCAAUUGAGUUUGCCAAGGAGCAAGAUGAUGCAGAGCUCUGGGAAGAUCUGAUUCUGUACUCCAUUGACAAACCACCGUUUAUUACAGGCUUGCUAAACAACAUUGGCACACACGUUGACCCAAUUCUCCUGAUUCACCGCAUUAAGGAAGGCAUGGAGAUUCCCAAUCUGAGAGAUUCCUUGGUUAAAAUCCUGCAAGACUACAAUUUGCAGAUUCUACUUCGUGAAGGCUGCAAGAAGAUUCUGGUAGCUGACUCAUUGUCAUUGUUGAAAAAAAUGCAUCGAACUCAAAUGAAGGGUGUUCUGGUGGAUGAGGAGAACAUCUGUGAAUCAUGCCUUUCCCCCAUUCUUCCGUCAGAUGCAGCAAAGCCCUUCAGCAUGGUGGUCUUCCACUGCCGGCAUAUGUUCCACAAGGAGUGCCUGCCUGUACCUAGCAUGAACUCUCCUGCACAAUUUUGCAACAUCUGCAGUGCUAAGACCCGUGGACCAGGAAGUGGGAUUUUGGAGUUGAAGAAAUAGCUGAGUUCUGCUCAGCUCUGCUCUGCUCUGCGCUCCUUCACACCACUCUUUUUGGAAAGACUGUUUUUGCAACAACAGAAGCACCGCUGGCAGCCGUGCAGCCUGUUCCGAGACGUGCGCAUGUGUAUGUUAUCUUCAGGAAGAUAAUGAUUUUCUUCUCCGCUGGUCAUCAAGAGCUUUCUCUUGGCAGUGGGUACAAGUUAGGGCUCCCUGUGCCUGGAAUAGUGGAUUCACUGUUGAUAUUCCGUUUAUUGGUUUGGUUCACUCUUUAUUAGUGUGGAAGCAUAAGUCUAGAAGUUAGAAAUGAAGUGUUCAGACUCUCAUAAAGCGUUCCAGCACAAAGGGUACUUCUGAGACUCCUGUGCAGUUGUCUGCAAACCUCACCAACUGCAUCUCACUGUUACACUGCGAGCUCCACCCCAUCUGCGCCACUGAGGACCUUCGCAGCCUGAGCUUGCUUGCCCUUUUAAAAUAUGUCUUCCAUGGUAGUUAGUGUGUCCACUGGCAUUUAAUGAAGCACUGUGGAAAUGUUCACCUGUCUGAUAGUGUCUCAGAUGUGAGCAGUCUAAUAACACGUAGCUUUGUGCUUGCAAAUUAUAUGUUCCGUGUGUCCAGAUAACGGACAUGGUCCAUGCCUGGCCCACACAGAUACUUGUGUUUGUUGAUUGAAUAAACACUAACUCUUCUCAUUGUGAA
Molecule: messenger RNA, 3274 nt
Organism: Echinops telfairi (small Madagascar hedgehog)
Lineage: Eukaryota; Metazoa; Chordata; Mammalia; Afrosoricida; Tenrecidae
Gene: VPS41
Product: VPS41 subunit of HOPS complex
Exons: 29
Coding region: 14-2578 (854 amino acids)
Biological process (GO): protein targeting to vacuole; endosomal vesicle fusion; cellular response to starvation
Cellular component (GO): late endosome; HOPS complex
Molecular function (GO): protein binding
Source: RefSeq, a predicted model, not a curated record